Messenger RNA from Gryllus bimaculatus (two-spotted cricket), 348 nucleotides. NCBI's taxonomy places the organism in Eukaryota, Metazoa, Arthropoda, Insecta, Orthoptera, Gryllidae. The record is from the annotation of a GenBank genome assembly.
AUGUCGCAGGAGCUGCGCGCGCAGCAGAGGCGCACGCGCGAGGCGGAGGCGCAGGCGCGGGCGCUGCAGGAGCAGCUGCUGCAGCUGGAGGCGGCGCCUUCCGACCUGGGGGAGGAGGGCGGCGGCGACGUGGGCGGCGGCGGCGGCGACUCGGGCGACGGCGGCGACGAGGACGACGGGGGCUCCGUGGGCGACGGCACGGAGUCGGGCGGCGGCGGAGCGGGGGCCGCCCGCGCCCGCGGCCGCGCGCCGUCCCGCCCCGCUUCCGCGCCGCCGAUACCGUGCGGUAUCGCCCCGGAGCCCGUCGUCCUCGUCGCCGCGUCGCCGAGUCGCCGCGCGCCGCCGGCA